Molecule: messenger RNA, 646 nt
Organism: Leopardus geoffroyi (Geoffroy's cat)
Lineage: Eukaryota; Metazoa; Chordata; Mammalia; Carnivora; Felidae
Product: seminal plasma acrosin inhibitor A1-like
Exons: 5
Coding region: 12-347 (111 amino acids)
Molecular function (GO): protein binding
Source: RefSeq, a predicted model, not a curated record
CCUACUUAAGUAUGCACAGAGGACUUUCCUGGUGUUCCUCUCAAGCCCCUACAAGGUCUUCUGUUACUAUACUUGGUAAAAUGUCUUUCUUCUUGACAUGGAUCAAAGCUAUUUUUAUCACUGCCCUGGCAUUUCCUCAUUAUUCUGAAACUGGUUUUGAACCUUCACCAGAAAUUCGUAGACUCCCAAACUGUGAUGUGUAUGUACAUCAAUUACAUUUUUGCACAAGAGAAAUGGAUCCAGUCUGUGCAACCAAUGGCCAAACUUAUUCCAAUACAUGCGUUUUCUGCAGUGAACUAUUCGAAAGUGGUGGAGCGUUUGAUUUUAGUCAUUAUGGUAGAUGCUGAUUCUGCCUGCGCUACACAUUCCAAUACCUUUUAUUGCGAUCCAAUUUUGUGGUAGAUUCUACAACCAAUUAGAACGUCCUCAGUCAGAGUUUUAAAUUCCUAGAUAAUCAUACAAAGACUUCUAUGGCAUACAAGAUGGAAUAUAGGAUGUUGAAGAAUUUUUCCAUGAGCCUAUGAUUGAAAGGUUUUCCUUCUCUAUGUUCAAUUAUUCAAUGACAGUUGAAAAACUAUCUUAAUUUUGUGUUUCUUAACAUAAAACCUAAUACAACUUAAAAUAAUAAAUAUUUCAAUCAAUCCAA